Candida dubliniensis CD36 is the source of this 873-nucleotide messenger RNA. Its product is annotated as kinetochore-associated Ndc80 complex subunit. NCBI's taxonomy places the organism in Eukaryota, Fungi, Ascomycota, Pichiomycetes, Serinales, Debaryomycetaceae. The record is from RefSeq and is a predicted model, not a curated record. The coding region runs from base 1 to 873 and encodes 290 amino acids. The transcript has a single exon.
AUGUUUCAAAAUCAAAAUCAAAAUCAAAACAAACCACACACACACAUCAAGUAUUUGAAUCCUUUUGACACUUCACACUUUAUCCCCACCCCUUUAGUCAUGGCAUCAUCAGUUGAGAAAUUAAAUAAACUUAUUGAAGAAGUUAAUAAUCAAGAUGAAUUACAAUUAAUUGAAGAAAUCAAUCUUUAUAUUAAAACUCUUUAUGAAUUACGACAAAUUAAAAUCGAUCAAUUAUCCAAUAUAAUUCAUCAAUUAAAUCAAAAAAUCAUUACUAGUAAUAAAGAAAUUAAUCAAUUAAAUAAAAUAAAUGAUUAUAAUUAUGAAUUAAUUAAAGUUAAUAAUUUCAAUUUUAUUGAUGGGUCUUGGUCUCAACUGUUUCAAUUUACAAAUUUUGAUCGAAUAUCAUCAUCAAUAUCAGACACUAGUCAUCAUCAUCAUCAUCAUGAUAAUAAUAUUUUCCAAAUGAUAAAUAAACGAUUAAAUGAAUUAGAUAAUUUAAAAGUUAUUAUUGUUAAAGAAUUAAAUGAUUUAGAAACAAAUUUAAAUAAUUUAAAAUAUAAACAAAAUAAUUUAUAUGAAUCAAUGGAAGAUAUUAAUGAUAAAUUAGAUAAAUUAUUAAAUGAUAUUGAUAAACUGGGGAUAAUAGAUCAAGAUCCUUCAAUUUUAAGAAUUAAUUUAUUUAGAAAUUUAGGUAUAAAAUUGGAAAAUACCCCCCAUAAUAAUAAUAAUAAUAAUAAUAACACUACCAGGAGUGAUGGUGAUACUGAUGAUUGUGUGAUAAUUACUGAUGAUAAUAAUAAUGUCAAUAUAUUAAAUAUUGAACCUAAAUUAAGUGAUUAUUUUAUAUCAAAUUAUAUUUGGGAUAAACUAUAA